Molecule: messenger RNA, 718 nt
Organism: Mugil cephalus (flathead mullet)
Lineage: Eukaryota; Metazoa; Chordata; Actinopteri; Mugiliformes; Mugilidae
Product: testis-expressed protein 43-like
Exons: 4
Coding region: 118-483 (121 amino acids)
Source: RefSeq, a predicted model, not a curated record
UCCAGUUGGGACCAACAGCUGAGAGCUUCACUCCCAGGGUCUGUCCUUGUAAUCCUACCCAAGCCCCAUGAUGCACUGGGGGGAGGGUUUCUACGGCGACUCUGACAGUCAACAAACAUGGCCGACGCUGCAGGGAGCUCUGAGCCACAUGAACGUUCCCGCUCCCACAUCCCAACGUUCUCAGCCGGACAUCCCAUGAUCCCCAAACUGUACGUGAUGCCAUGGAAACAGGACAUGAAGAACCAGAGGCUGCUGAUGAAGAACGCAGCUCUGGCUGGGAUCCCUGUGCUUCCUCUGGAGGAGUCUUUGUGUUUUUGUGGUUGGGAGCGUCUCUGCCACAGCCAGCGCUCCACCCAGACCUCCUCCUCCUCCUCCUCCUCCUGGGCUCCUCUCAGCCAGACAGGACUGACAGCUCAUCACUCCUCCCACUUCUCCAGGUACAACAGCUCUGUGGUGACGACCAGACGGCUUUACCAAACCUGAGGACAGAUCAGUCCUUCACCACAAACACUUCACACACACGUGUUUAACGUGGUUUCAGCUGCAACACAAAUCUCAUCGAUAAUAGUUUAAUGAACCUGUGAACCAGUUUCCAUCAUUCCUCUUGACUGAGUGAUGAAUUCAACUCUUUUUCAGCUUCUUUUUAAUUUUAUCUCUGGAAGUCUUGACACCUUGAUGCAUAUGUGAGGAUUAUUGGAAUAAACAUCUCUGAAAGACA